AUGGAGCUUGCUGGAUCAGGCCAACUUUCAGUGCUGCGGGGGUUUGACCCUUUAAAGUUGCAUCCGCCAUUGCGGUAUGGACACUCCGUGGCGUUGGUUCCCAACGGCUUCAACGGGCUGGCCUUCUACGACAGUUCGCUCAGCAAAACUCCUGGAGUUCGAGUCUUGGAGCCUGAGGUCGCAAUGCCGUCCAACAUGGAGCUGUGCCAUUGGAUCAUCAUCCCCAAGUUUCAGUAUGAGGCUGCCAAGGCGCUGCGAAAGCUUGUGAAGAAGGGAUCCUGGGAUGGGGGCCAAGGACUUGACCUGCCAUCUCUGCCCAAGAAUGUCUACAAGAUCGAAUAUGCUGUACAAGAGUUUGCUCGCUUGCACAAGAUUCAGAACCUUACAGAGCUGAGGGAAAUGUACAGAUUGUUGAUCGACUUCGAGGAGGAAUCGAAGGCGAACAAAGCAGAGGAGAGGAGGCAGAGAGGAGAGAUCGUGAAAUAUGGCGAUGCGAUUCAGUUUGUGCAUGCCUCUUCAGAAGCAGGAGCCGAGAAGAGUAGCAAAUCACUAGAAUUGCUGCAAAAUGGAUCUGAGAACUCCAUCUUCAUUGUGCUGCCAGCAUACAAGACGUUCGGGCAGGGGGAGCCGGUGAACUCGGGAGAUCUGAUAUGCUUCUUUUCGGAGAAGAAGAUCGUUGGGAAUAUCUGCCGUCUUCAUGUGUCGCAGAAACAAAACAUUGCGAUCGACCCAGAUGAGAGUGAGACCCAAGAAGUUGUGCAUGAGAUGGAUGCUUCAGUACAUGAUGCUGACUCGACCUCCUGGAGAGCCUUGUUAUUCCAGUCAUUUCAGCUGUCCAGCGAAGAAAACAUCAUCAAGUCUGAGGACGUUGUUUGUAUCUACCACAAAGACGGAGAGUCGUACCUUAACUUCGACUCUCAGUUGAACCCAAACCCCUUCUUUCACCUGAGAAGGAAAGUCAAGCCCAUCGACAGGAAGAAAUCGGGAUGGUUAUGGAAGAUCGAGGGGGAGCACAUCUACCUUGGAGGACAAAACAUCGAGUGCGAUGAACGAAAACGUUAUCGACUGAAGCACUUGGUGAGCGGCCUGUACUUGAAGAGCAAUGGGGGGCAUCUAGCAACUACCAAGCAUUGUUCUGAGGGAACUCUUUUUUCCUUCCGGCACUUUGCCAAGGACGUUUCCACCAAGAGCGUGUACACACACUCACUCAUCAUGAUCCAGGGGAAUGGAUGGCUAUCCAUGUCGCAUGGUGAGAGCAUCACAGUCUCGGAGCGAGCCGGGAAGAAGUGCUCGGGGAACAAAGCAAUCACGACCGACCUGGGAGCUCUCAACUCCGAGAGAGACGCGUUUAUUCUCGUUCCUGUUCCCAAGACAUACGAGGAUCUGAUCAAGCAGUUGAAGUCAGAGGUCGCUGUACUUCUGCAAUUCCGCAAUCGUCUUGAGCUCGUAGUGUUUGUCGAAGAAGCAGGAGAUGACAGCGGAGGUCAAGGAGGCUCGCUGUCGGAGGCAGCGGUGAAGGUGGUGGAAAUGUUCAAGCGCCAUCACGCGUCUUUGAUCUCUGCGCUGACAGCGCUGAUCUUGCAAUGCUCGUCAGAUACCGACAUGAACCCCAUGACUCGUGAGGGUCGUCCUCGACCUCUCAUCCAGAAGCUGCUCCGCGAGAUGAACGUCAUAACUCUGUGCUUGGACAUCGCUGAGCUUCCCUUCCAGAAGCUUCUGCCCCUCACAUGGCUCGAGAAGGACAAGUCUGCCAAGGACAUGGUCGUCAUGCUGCGCAUGAUCUACAGACUGAUGAAGCACAUGGUACGCGAGAAUGAGCAGAACGCUCAGCUUGUCUUCGAGCGCAUGGAUGUAAUUAAGAGUCAGCUGGGGAAAGGAGUCUCUGCGACAGUUGCCAUGAAGGAGAUUUUCUACGGAAAGAGGAGGAUCUUAAACCUGAUCCAAGACAGUGAUGUCGCCAAAUUCAUGGAGAUGCUUGAGACCGAGCGCGAUCCCCGACAUGUCGACUUCCUGGCAGCGAUUUGCGCGUGUGGAGAUGAUCCAAUCCCGAAGAACCAAGCUCUCGUCUGUGAGAAACUCUUCAAAGAUUUCUUUUACCUGCUUCCCAAGUAUCGUAUCAACCGCGAAGCAGCUGGAGUUGAGCUGGAAUUCAUGCUGCCUGUUUCUGCACAAUCAGAAAAUGAAGGCCGUUGGAUCAGCAUGUCAAAUUUUCUUGCUGGAACCGUGAGCCCGGGUUCUGUGUCCGACUACGCGUCGAGCAUCAUGAUCUGCCAGUACUUCACGCUGAACAGUGAUGAGAAGAUGUUCAGGUACCUCAUCCGGUGCUGCUCCCUCCUCUCCAACCUCGUGGUUGGUCGCAACCACGUGGCCUUGACGCUGGCGAUGGACAACUUCGGCUUUCCCCUCGACUUUGACAGCCUCUUUGCGGUCAUGACCUCCCCAAGAGUCCCUGCCAUGGUGCGGGCGAGGUUUUCCCAGCUGAUGCUGCGCUUCCACGUUGAUCGGGACCCUCAGUCUUCCAAGCCCCAGAUCUCCUACACGCGGAUCUGGACCGAGUCGUUGAAAGAUGCGGAGGAGCUCAUUAAGGCGUCGCCUGUCCUCGCUGACAGGAAGGAAACAAACUACUCUGAGGACACCCUGGCCAAGUUUCGCAAGUUGACUGACCACCUGCUCCACUCUCUCUGCACCUGGGAAGGCGAGAAACCGUCUGAUGGCGCACGAGGCGAGUGGAAUCUGAGCAUGGCUAGCCAUGGCGAGCUGGACUUGAUCUUGUCCUGGAUCGACUUGUGUGACUGGCUGGUGGACUUUGGAUUCAUUGUGGAGGAUCGAGAUGAGCUGAAGGCAAACUUCAAGGGGAUCGUCCAGCUCUAUGACGGUCUCUUCCGCAUGAUCGGAAGUCGCCACCUGCACGUCAAGAGCGCCGAGAACCGAGAGGAGAUCUUGAGGAUGAAAAUUCGAUCAAAGUGCUUUGAGCUCUUGACUCGUCUCUGCAAUCUCCGCGCCAACUAUCGCUUGACCUGCGCGUUAAAGUGCUGGGAGGAUGUAUUCGAGAAGAUGAGCGCCAGGAAGAUCGUCUUUGACAAGAACCCGCUCAUCGAAUCGUCUUCUCGCCUCUUCAGCUCCUCCCACGGCUCAAGGACAUUCUCGCUGCGGAUGAACCUAUUGGAAACACUGAGGGAGAAGUUCAGACCCUACGCAGACGAGAUCGAGAGGCUGAUGAAGAACAUCUUCAAUAAGAACAUCGUGAGCCCCGAGCGAAUCUCGAGUGACGUCUAUGAGAAAGACAACUUCCAAAACGAUGAGACCAUCUCAGCCGUCCUGUCUGUCAUGAGGCUGGGAGAUGUGGCGCUCACCGAGCAGGCAGUGUCUUUCCUUAUCUCCCACUUGUUUCAGCGGAGCAAGUUCAUCGAGGACUUGAAGCAACUGCAGGUGCUAGUCUACCCCGAGGCUGUCACUGUCUACAACGAGAUCAAGUACAUUAUCGAGAGGUUGACCGACCUCAAGAAGUCUCUCAACUCUGAUGAAGAGAGCGCGUAUGUAGAAGCUGAGAAGCUCCUGAAACAUGUCACUUUCAGCAUCACCCUCUCUUCUCAGAUCCCCAAGGAGAUCGUCGCCAAGAACCAGCGGAUCAUGUUGAAUUGGGAGCUGGACGAGCCUGUGGUUGACCUGCUAAGGUUGACCAUCAACGAGAGUUCUCAACAAAGCGGAGGAGAAGCGAAAGUCGCUAGGAGGAAGAAGCUGUUUCAGCUGUGCUACAACUUUCUUCGUGCUCUUGCUAGCAACCAUCCACCAGCGCAGAAGAAGUUGUUUCCGCUCCUCGGAGUCUUCUUAGAUCACGUAGGCGUUUCAAACUUAAACGUCGCCGACACUCUCCGCGAGAUGGUCAGGAACAAUGCAAGGUUGGCAACACAAGUCCCGGAGCACUUCUUCCGGCACUUUCUGAAUUCCAUCAAACGGCAUGGGAGAAACGCUCGCUGGCUCCGGUUCUUCGACGUCUUUCUCAUCAUCGACAAUGUUCCGCUGAAGCGAAACCAGGACCUGAUCCUCCGGCUGCUCAUGGAGGACAAAGAAGCCAUUCUUGAUCUCACGUGCGACUACAGGCAGUCCAAGGUUCUGCUCAUAUCGGACGAGAGGUAUGGCAAAGAUCGGCUGACGAUGAUGAUGGAGGGAGAGCACAGACGAGAGCUCGGGAGUUUGAUCAAAUAUCACAUCGCCAGCCUUGAGAUCUUGUCGUCUUGCGCCACUGGCAAGAACGUUGGAAACAAAGUCAAGAUACAGCAGGAGGUCUCGUUUGAGGUGGCUUUAGCAAACUUGUUAGAUGUUGAUAAGGGGCCCGAUGGUGUCCGACAGGCGGUAGAUAUCGAGGUGUUGCAAAAUGUGAGAUCAGCCUGGUUGACCUUCAUCACUGAGAUCUACCUUACCUCUGUCGAUAUCCUCGCAAUCAAGCAGAUGCAGAACUCGCGACGAGUUUGGCCCUCCAAGUACUACAAGUCCGUCAUCGCAGCAAGCGAUAGCUCCUAUAACUCCAUUCCCGACGAGAGCGACCAGUCCCUCGCUGAACUCUUUCUCAGCUCCAUAGAGGCGGCUUCGGAACAUGUCACAACGAUCCUGCCAACGAUCUCGGGGGACGACCAAGUGAAGAAGUCGGAGGACAACGAAACCAACGCUCACUUUUCUUACCUUAUCAAAGUUGUUUGCGCGAUGAAAGAAAUGUUCAAAGAGACAGAGAUUUGUCCUGACGAGGUCAUCAAGCAUUCCAUCUGCAAGGAUCUGAAUCAGGAUAUCAGAUCCAAACUAACAGAGCUCAACCGCAAGCUGAUCAGGAUCAGCAGGCUGGAGGAGUCCAGGCAGAUCAUCGAGCUUCUGACGCUGAUGAACGAGCGAGGGGUUCAAGGAGAAGAAUUUGACCUGGCCCCCGAUGACGAGGACGAUGACACAGCGCCCCGGAGCCGCAAGGAGCAGUUCCUGGAGGGCUGGACCAACUUCUACGAGAUGCUCGCUGACAAGUGCGGGUUCAUGGACAGCAGGAAGGAGAUACUUGAGGCCGACGCCCUCAAGGAUUUCGCGAGGACUCUUGUGCAUGGCGUUGUGCGUGACAAGGGAGACUUUGCAGUCAUCCAGCAAUUCUGCCGCGUCCUCGUCUCCAACAAGUGCGAGCAGAGUGUCCAGCUUAGAGGUCUUAAGGUGCUGAGGGCGAUCAUCUACAUGAACCCCGCAAACAAGUCUGUAGGGCAGCAGGAAGUAAGCUUCAAGCCCCUCAUGCACAACGAGGACCCCAGUGACGAGGAGCUUGCGGACCCGUCUUACAUCAGACUGCAGGCGAACCUGAGCAAGUUUGGAGGAGUAAACAUCAUCAUCAACCUUCUCGCCUUCUCCAACGACAGCGACAUCCUGCAAGCUUGCCUCAGUUUCGCCAACGCUCUGCUGCAUGGCGGAAACCCUGACGUGCAGAAGCAGUUUGCAAAGUUCUUCAUGUCGUCGUCGAGCCAGCACCUGUUCGUUCAGAUCAACAAGAUAUUUCAGGAUGCGGUCGAGGGCCUCAAGGAUGUCCGAAAGCGAGCGAAGCAAGAGAACGCAGAACGAAUGCUGUCUCGCAAGUCGAUGAGAGGGAGAAGCAAAAGCGCAGUCUCGCAAGCUUUUGGAGAGUCACAGAUGCUCAUCACAGAGGUGAUGAAGAUGAUUCGAAGGUUGUGCAUGGGACAAAACAAGAAAUUGCAAGACAUCUUCAGAUUGCAGAGCUUGAAUAAGAUAUCUUACAAUUUCCUUGACGAAGCGAUCAAAUAUCAGAUCGUGCUUGAACCUGAGCUGAAAGAUGCCCUUCAGAAAGGAGACUUUGUGCUGGUCGAGGCGGCGAUUCGCGGUUUUCUUAUGCUGGCAGACACCAUGCACGGACCUAACUAUCCCAACCAAGAGUCCAUCGCCAUCGCUGACUUCUUCGACCUCUGCGAUAGAAUCCUCCACAAGAUCAGGUUUGAAGAAAUCGACAAGCAGACCCUUGUGGCGAGAAGGAAAAGCUUAGCCCAGGUGAUGCCCGACGAAGUGACAGAGGAGGAGAGGAACGCGGUGCGAUCAAGGCUGAAACUCGCGGUUGUGUCGUGUUCCUUCGCUCUGCUGGAAGGCGUACAAGGAGAGAUGCUUCCUCAGCGGAUGAUCACAACAGUCUCCUGGGCUGCAAUGGUGUUUCAGAUGAACUCUUGCUAUGAGCUGCAUGACAAAAAGAUCGGAAUAUCGUCGGAAGCUAUCAUCAGGGAGGGCGCGCUCUACUACUUUGUCAUGCGGUUUGUGAUCGAGUACGAUCAGACUGGAACCAUUCAAUCCGCGCUCGUGUCUGCUCCUUCUGCCGUCAGGUUCUAUGAGCAGAGGACCGCGUACGUGGAGAUCCAGCGAGAAGGGCGGCUGGAGCGAAUUUACUAUCAGCUGCCGGACAAGUGUGUGGCAGGGGGAGCGCUGGACAAGGAGUAUGCGGAGAUGUACGAGACUGAAAGAGAAGACCCCGACAAGAAGAAUCAAGGCUUCCUCAAGAACCUCUGCAAGAUCGUUGCUCGAGAGGAAUUUCAGUCACGUCUGCGAAGAACUUGGUUCGGGUUCGCCAUCGACCGCUGGAGCCUUAUCUGCAGGAUAUCCUACCUGUGGGUCUUGUUGCUGCAUGCGAUGAUGGUACUGGGGAGUUACCCGCCCAACACAAGCUUGUCAGGCUUGUCCUCUCGCCAGCUUUUCCAGAAUCUGUCAAGCCUUUCCAGCGCAACAACCAACGACAAGUACUUCUAUCGGACUGUUGUUCCAUCUGUGCAAGAGAUCUCGAUGUACAUGUGUCGAAUCAAUCUGCUGAUCUGCUCGAUCCGGUAUUUCUCAUUCAUGAUCGCUCAUGUUCCAGUCAUCAUCAUGGAGAUGCGAGAGAACGAUAAGGAUGUCAAAGAUUCGGGAUCGCUCGCUAGCUAUCUUGAGGCGACCCCGGACGGCGAGCAGGAGGAGGAGGAGGAGGAGGAUGGAGAGGAAGCGGAAGCGGAAGAGGAAGCGAGUGAGACCAUACAACAUUUACAGCCUGCUACCAAACAUCGGAGGGCUUGGUCGAGAAUUACAAAGAGAAUUCCUCGUUCAAGCUAUCAAGAUCUCGUCUCUGUGCUGACAUCCAGCACCUUCAUCUAUGAAACCGCCUUCUUCGCUUGUGGUCUGACUGCGGCCAUCACUAACGGACCGCUCUUCACCAUCUUUGCCUUCUUCGAGGUAUUCUACUUCAACUCUUCCAAGACUGUUGUGGACGCCAUGAAGUUCAAGGCGGUGGAGAUGUUCAACACCUUUAUCAUCGGACUAGUUUUCAUGUACAUCUGGAUGGUGUUGGGAAUGAUUGCCUUCGAAGACAUACAUCAAGACGGAGAUGGCAACUACAUCUGUGUGAACAUGUUUCAGUGCUUCAUGGCUUAUUUCUUCAUUGCAAUGCGAGGAGAUGGUAUCCGGGAUGUCACGACCAGCCCGACAUUUCCAUCAAACAUUGUUGACGCAGUAUCAUCUCCGUCUUUCUUCCUCUUCAGAGUCGUCUGGGAUCUUCUCUAUCAGUGGCUCUUCAUCUACGUGCUGCUUGCCAUCAUCACCGGAAUCGUCAUCGAUGCCUUCAGCGGGCUGAGAGACAAGCGUGAGACUGCAGAGAACGAUCUCAAGUCCACAUGCUUCAUCUGCAACCUCGAACGAUUUCAGAUUGACCAGAACGGAAGCGGUUUCGAGAAGCACGUCCUUCAAGAGCACAACCCUCGCUGGUAUCUCUUCUUCCUGCUCUAUAUCAAGUCCAAGGCAAACUCAUACCUAACGGGACAAGAGAAGUUCAUCAAGAGCCAGGUCUGGCCCGCUGAAGGACCUCUCCGCUACGACUGGCUCCCCAGCGUAUCCAUCAUCGCUAACGGGGCUGGUCAGGGAGAGGACAUUCAAGAUGAAGCAAGAAAAUGCUGGAGACGAUACUCUCACAUCGAUCCAGCAAAGAAUCGCGUCCUUGGAGUCUAG
Guillardia theta CCMP2712 is the source of this 7992-nucleotide messenger RNA. RefSeq lists its product as hypothetical. Gene Ontology annotation, cellular component: membrane; endoplasmic reticulum. Gene Ontology annotation, molecular function: inositol 1,4,5 trisphosphate binding; inositol 1,4,5-trisphosphate-gated calcium channel activity. The coding region runs from base 1 to 7992 and encodes 2663 amino acids. Lineage: Eukaryota; Cryptophyceae; Pyrenomonadales; Geminigeraceae. The transcript is spliced from 13 exons. Gene Ontology annotation, biological process: calcium ion transmembrane transport. The record is from RefSeq and is a predicted model, not a curated record.